CGUUAAACUGCCCCCCAACCCGAGGUGUGGUGCGACCCGUGCCGAGGGGUGCGUGGCACAGGGGAGCUGUGCCUCGAACGGGGCCUCUGGGAUACCGGGCGCCCUCCCAGAGUAUCCAGCCUAGCCCGGGCACGCGGGGCUCUGCCCGGGUGGUCCACACUUUCCUCAGCGUCUCGUGGGAUCAUAGAGAAAGAAUUUGAAAUAAGCUCCGAGCGAGCAGACGCCGAGAAUACCAGGGGACCUCUGUGUGAGGCGACCCGGGAUUCCGAACAGACCGAAGGUGAACUUGGUGUGAGGGGGCCUCAAUAUGAGGGGACCCUGUGCCUCGUAAACAAUAAUAAAAAUACUGUUGCAGAGGGAGAGUAUUCAAAACUCGCAACAGGAGGGACCUCAGCUGUUGUAUCCGAUGCUGGGAAGACAGACACGUCCAAAACUUGCUCUGAAAGAGCCCUCUGGGCAACAGGCAACAGUGCUGAGGUGGAGAGCUCGUACCUCGCAGGCGAGUCUGUGCGAGACAUCCCAGUCACAGAGAAUGCAGAUGCGACUCCAGCAGAGAUGUAUGGGGAUCUUUUGGGAGAGAGAGAGAUGUCUGGCAUCGUAAAAGAGGUAAUGGAUAAAUUGAGAGAAGCUGAGAAUUCUGUAGGAGUGGAAGAUGGAAACGGGAAAACUGAACAGGAAACUGAACAAGAAUGUGGUCAAUCUGGCAAAUUUGGUGCUGUGGUGGAGGUGGAAACUGAUGAGAAGGAGGCGGAUGUUGGCCGAGAGAAGCUCAAAAAGGAGCGCUGGUCCAGAGCACAGAAACUCCAAAGGAAAAUAAUGCGGGUUGAGGCAGCACUGAAGCUAGAGAUUGCUAAAGUUGAACAAAAGAAACAGAAACUGGAGGGAAUAGCGCUACACUGUGAAACAAGUAAUGAGGAAGGUGACAGGAAGGACACAUUUGUUGCUCAGGAGCAACUAAACAAAAAGCGUCUUUCGGGUGCACAGAGGCGAAAAAUGAAAAAAAUGAUGGCCAGGGCAGCAGGGGAGAGAGUGCUUACUAAAUCUGAACAAAAGAAACGUAAACUCGAGGAAGUUACUCCAAACUACGAAAUAGGAAACGGAGAGGCUAAAAAAGUAACUAGCACCGUUCAAAACGAAGCACCUGUUCUGUCAGUACCUCCAGUCUACACAGACAGACAACUAAGAAGAUUUCAAUGUAAAUUGAAAGCUAAAAAAUUUAAAACAAACACUGAUGGAGGGAAAGCUCCUGUUUUGUCAGUACCUCCGGUCUCCACAAAGAAACGUGUAAAAAGAUUAAAACGCAAAUUGAAAUGUGGGAAGCCACACGAUACUACUAAAACUUUCACAAAAUUUGUUAGUGGAGGUAUUACUGGAGGUGACGCAAAUGCCUCGGCUACAGAAGAGGUAACUGGAGGCAAUGCUUAUGUGCCUGUGACUGAACAGGUCAACAAACGUAGAAAAAAUGUUUUGAGUCAAACAGCAGCAGUGGGGGGAACAAAACAACGUGUAACAGCUGGGCAAAAAAGGAAACGUAAAAGACAGAAACAGCGUGACAUUACUAAAACUUUCAUCAAAUUCCUAAGUGGAGGGUUUACCGGAGGUAAUGACAAUGCUCCUGUGACUGAAAAGGUUGACAAAUACAGUACCAGUGUUUCGGAUCGAGAAACAGAAGGAGAGGAGGAAACGGCUGGCUCGAUGAGGGUGGCUGUUGUGCCCGUAGGUUUCCCUGAUGUUAAAAUGACAGAGGAGCAGGCAGAGAUGGUGUGGGCUGCACUCACAAACAUGAUUGACCCAUCAGAGUCUGAGGAACUGGUCCAGUUUUCUGCCAUGCAGUAUGAGAAUGGGGGUUUGGCGAUCACUUGUACGGACAGGGCGACCAAAGUAUGGCUGCGUAAGACCGUUCCGAAGCUUGUUCCGUGGAUAGGAGCCUGUCUCACAGUUGGACAGGCGGAUUUGACAUUAAAGGGUACGAAGUUCGUACUGUCAUUGCCGAAGGCAGUGAAGGGGAGAUCUGACAAGGAGGUUCUGGACUUGUUUCAGAAGCAAAAUAAAGGAAUCUCCACUACCAAGUGGAAAGUCCAUAGCAGGCUGACAGAGGCAGAUGAGAGAGAGAGGCUGACUCUUUGGGUUGAUGAGAAAUCAUUUCAGGAUUUGAAAGCUCGCAAUUUUAAAUUAUUCCUCGAUUUAAGUAUUGUUUACCUCUUGCAAUGGUCACAGUGGGAGAACCUGCCAGCUGAUUCUCGUGUGACAGUGUGGCAUGACAUGCAGCCUGUGGUUCAGAAUCUGCCACUGGCCCAGACUCGAUACAAACCGCUUCGACCUGUGGAGACUGAGCUCUCGUCUCAAAAUUUUCCGCUGCCUGUGGUACCAGUUUUGCAAACUUGGGCUGUGGAUCGAUCUCUGUCACCCACAGUCCCAGGCGUAGGGCCUAAUCUUCCGGACUUCAGGUUUGAGGAUCAGGGUAGACCACAGUGUCGUGAACAUUUAUUCGCCAAUAAAGAUCAUCCUCACUUUCGUGAAGCACAGUAUGUGGUUUCAGGUCAGCUCUUACCACAAGAGCAUAUGUUUACAGUACCUGCUGCACUGCAGAAUCACGAGGCUAGAUUCUUGGCAAAAGAACACCGUUGGGAGUUUGGCUUAGAGACUUCAGAACAUUUGCAGCUGCAGGAAGUCAGUUACAUGAUAUUGAAACGAUCACAGCACGGACACACAAAAGACAACUUGGAUCGAGACCAGGAAAACAGGUACUUCACUUCGGACCAUCAACUCAAUCGUGAAGUAGGAUACAGUGAACCAGAACCCCUUCAGCUCCAUCAGUCAAGAUAUAUGGAUUUGGAUCGGCUGUCACCUCGCGAUGAGAGAGAUACAGAUUGGGAUCGCCUGUCACCUCUAGAUAAGACAGAUACGGUUUGGGAUCGGCUGUCAUCUCAAGACAAGAUACCUACAGUGUGGGAUCGGCUAUCACCUCAGGGUAAGAAGUAUAUGACGUCCGAUGGGCUGUCACCUCAGGGUAAGAGGUAUAAAGCUUCCAGUUGGGUAUCACCUCGAGAUAAUAGGUGUAAAACUUCCAGUCGAGUGUCACUUCGAGGUAAGAGGUAUAAAGCUUCAGAUUCACUGUCAUCUCGAGAUAAGAGGUGUAAAUAUUCCAAUUGGCUGUCAUCUCACGAUGAAAGGCACAUGCCUUCGGACCGGCUCUCACCUCAAGAUAGAAAGUACACUCCUUUAGACCAUAUGUCACACCGAAAUGGGAGGCACGUGGUUUCAGAUCAGCGAUCGCCCCGAGACAGGAGGUACGUGGCUUCAGAUCAGCUGUCUACCCGAGAUCGGAGGUACGCAGCUUCGGAACGGCCUUCACCCCGCGACAGGAGGUGUGCGGUUUUGGAUCGGCUGUCACCUCAGGACGGGAUGGACGUGGCUUCGGAUCGGCUGUUGCCUCGGGAUGGGAGGGACGUGGCUUCGGAUCGGCUGUUGCCUCGAGAUGGGAGGGACGUGGCUUCGGAUCGGCUGUUGCCUCGAGAUGGGAGGGACGUGGCUUCGGAUCGGCUGUUGCCUCGGGAUGGGAGGGACGUGGCUUCGGAUCGGCUGUUGCCUCGAGAUGGGAGGGACGUGGCUUCGGAUCGGCUGUCACUUCGGGAUAGGAGGUACACGGCUUCGGAUCGGCUGUCAACGCGGGAUUCGAGGUACGCGGCUUCAGGUCAGCUGUCGUCCUGGGAUGGGAGGUAUGCGGAUUCGGAUCGGCUGUCACCCCAGGAGUCGAGGUACGCAGUUUCGGAUCGGCUGUCACCUUGGGACAGGAGGUACGAUGCUUUGGAUCAGCUGUCAACCCAUUAUUCGAGGUACACAGAUUCUGAUCGGCUGUCGCCACGGUAUGGGAGGUACACAGCUUCGCAUCGGCUGUCGCCCCGGGAUUCGAGGUGCGCGACUUCAGAUCGGCUGUCGCCCCGGGAUUCGAGGUGCGCGGCUUCGGAUCGGCUGUCACCCCGGGAUUCGAGGUGCGCGGCUUCGGAUCGGCUGUCACCCCGGGAUUCGAGGUGCGCGGCUUCGGAUCGGCUGUCGCCCCGGGAUUCGAGGUGCGCGACUUCGGAUCGGCUGUCGCCCCAGGAUUCGAGGUACGCGGCUUCAGAUCGGCUGUCGACCCGGGAUUCGAGGUACGCGGCUUCGGAUCGGCUGUCGCCCGGGAAUUCGAGGUACGCGGCUUCGGAUCCACUGUCCCCCUGGGAUUCGAGGUACGCGGCGUCAGAUUUGCUGUCGCCCCUGAAUUCGAGGUAUGAGGGUUAUGAUCAACAGUCACUUCGAGAUAAAAGUUAUACGGCUUCUGAUUGGUCUUCGUCUUGUGAUCCUAGGCACAAAGUUUCAGAGCAGCCACCAUCUCGUGAUUGGUACCCCCCUUCAAAUCAGUCACUGUCUUCUAGUUCUGGGUACAUUACUCCAAUCCAGGAGAAAUCCCCAAAUUCGAAGUGGAGAGGCUCAGUUCAACAAUCCUCCAGCGAUUCCAAUUCUGUAGGUCCGCAUGAGUCACUGUUCCAGGAAUCCACAUUCCGAGGCAGAAAUCGGGUGCAGUACAAUGAAGGUAAAUUUGUGGAAUCUAGACUGAGAAUGUCAGCUUACCCACUAUGCGGGGAAUUUGAUAAUACAGUUUCUCACACGCUACGUUCACAGGAAAACAGAUUUUAAAGUUCAGAUGUCCUGUUCCAGCAAUCUGUCAUAUUAUACAUUUUUUUUCUCUUGAGAUCUUUGGGGCUUACUGGUAGACAUUCAGUGAUACAAGCACUUCUGUUGGAGGUGAAUUUUUAUCAAAAAUGUAACAUUCCAGUUUGUGGAGAGUUUAACCAAUAUUGCAUAAAUCAUUGUAACAUUUAGUUACCCUGCUAUAUUUAGGGCAGGACAAAAUUUAUCUCUUUGAACUCUAUAUCUGCCUAUAAUUCACAACAUUGUUUGGUGUUAAGCUUCGAAGUGAGUUUGAAAGGCUUCAGGUUUAAAUUCUGUUAAAGGAGUGCCUCUGCUAUUCGUAGCAGGUCUGUCCAUUUGCAAAUUCUUUAAACAGGUUUGAAGUGUGUUUUGUUUCAUUUGUCUGUCAGAAAUGUUUCUGAUUUUGUGACUAAUUUUGUAUGCUGUAUGUUCUAUAAAGAAAGGAAAAAGUUGGAACUACUUCAAAUGUUUUUGUGCACAUCCAGUGAUGUCCUGUUAUUAAUGCCAGAAUGAAUGUUUAAAUGUGAGUUCAGUGUGCAGAGAAUUAGAUAAACCAAAUAACUAAAAAAUGUGUGUGUGUGCGUGCG
Messenger RNA from Schistocerca americana (American grasshopper), 5276 nucleotides. RefSeq lists its product as uncharacterized. The record is from RefSeq and is a predicted model, not a curated record. The transcript is spliced from 2 exons. NCBI's taxonomy places the organism in Eukaryota, Metazoa, Arthropoda, Insecta, Orthoptera, Acrididae. The coding region runs from base 556 to 4674 and encodes 1372 amino acids.